AUGGACACGGGAUAUCUGCUGGAAAAACAAUUUACUCCUAGCCCCCUGAGCAGGAUGGACACUGUUGACGGCAGCCAAAACAGGAAAAACUUCAGCGUGAGCCAUCUCCUGGACCUGGAAGAAGCGUCGCUCAUGAACUGCACGAAGGAGCCGGCGGCUGCGGUGAUGAAGAACGUCGGGAAAGGACCCCGGGAACAAUCUAACGCAAGUAGCGGAAGCGAGGCAGCCUUGCAGGACACUGACAGCAGGAGGCCUGGACAGAAAGCGGUUAAGAGGAAGAAGAAGCAGCGUCGCAGUCGGACCACGUUCAACAGCAGCCAGCUGCAGGCCUUGGACAGGGUGUUCGAGCGCACGCACUACCCCGACGCCUUCGUGCGCGAGGACCUGGCCCGCCGCGUCAGUCUGAGCGAGGCCCGGGUUCAGGUAUGGUUCCAGAACAGAAGAGCCAAAUUCCGUCGGAAUGAGAGGGCAGUGCUGGCGAGUCGCUCUGCUAACCUGCUGAAGUCCUACAGCCAGGAGGCCGCUGUGGAGCUGCCAGUGGCCCCACGCCCCGCCCCUCUCAGCUCCGACUACCUGUCCUGGGCCUCCACACCCUGCAGCCCGGCCCCCUCCUACAACCCCUCGAGCGCACCGAUGGCCGGACAGGAUGUCAACAUGGCCAGCAGCAUCGCCAGCCUGAGACUGAAGGCCAAGGAGUACAGCCUGCACCACAGCCAGCUGCCCACGGCUCACUGA
This is a messenger RNA of Conger conger (European conger), 735 nucleotides long. Its product is annotated as paired mesoderm homeobox protein 2-like. The record is from RefSeq and is a predicted model, not a curated record. Bases 1 to 735 code for a protein of 244 amino acids. Gene Ontology annotation, molecular function: DNA-binding transcription factor activity, RNA polymerase II-specific; DNA binding. The transcript has 4 exons. NCBI's taxonomy places the organism in Eukaryota, Metazoa, Chordata, Actinopteri, Anguilliformes, Congridae. Gene Ontology annotation, biological process: regulation of DNA-templated transcription.